AUGGCCGACGCAAGGAAAUGCUUGCAGGGGCUGGGUAAGAAUCCAAAGGCUCCGGACGUGCAUCACAUCACCUCUCGAGCGGCACCUUUUGUGGAGGCUUUCAAGAAGCACCAACGGGUGGCAUCGAACUUGAUUUCUUCCGAGGCUCGUGUGGCCCAGCCCAAGAAGAAGGCGAAGUCCAAAGGAGCCCCGCCAGAGAAGGCAUCAGCGGUUGCAUGA
This is a messenger RNA of Symbiodinium necroappetens, 219 nucleotides long. NCBI's taxonomy places the organism in Eukaryota, Dinophyceae, Suessiales, Symbiodiniaceae. The record is from the annotation of a GenBank genome assembly.